AUGCCUUCGGAACAAGGUCACCGCCUCUACGUCAAGGGACGUCACCUUAGCUACCAGCGUAGCAAGCACAGCACCAACCCCAACACCAGUCUGGUCAAGAUUGAGGGCGUUGAUGACUCCAAGGCUGCUUCCUUCUACCUCGGAAAGAAGGUCGCUUUCGUCUACCGGGCCAAGCGUGAGAUCCGUGGCUCCAACAUCCGGGUGAUCUGGGGCAAGGUUACCCGCCCUCACGGCAACUCCGGUGUUGUUCGCGCCAAGUUCCGCACCAACCUCCCCCCCAAGACCUUCGGUGCCACCGUCCGCGUCAUGCUCUACCCCUCCAACAUCUAA
Molecule: messenger RNA, 330 nt
Organism: Penicillium atrosanguineum
Lineage: Eukaryota; Fungi; Ascomycota; Eurotiomycetes; Eurotiales; Aspergillaceae
Product: 60S ribosomal protein eL33
Exons: 5
Coding region: 1-330 (109 amino acids)
Biological process (GO): ribosomal large subunit biogenesis; cytoplasmic translation
Cellular component (GO): cytosolic large ribosomal subunit; ribosome
Molecular function (GO): structural constituent of ribosome
Source: RefSeq, a predicted model, not a curated record